Ornithodoros turicata is the source of this 1165-nucleotide messenger RNA. It is a transcript of the gene Pex16, whose product is annotated as peroxisomal membrane protein PEX16-like. Gene Ontology annotation, biological process: peroxisome organization. The transcript is spliced from 9 exons. Gene Ontology annotation, cellular component: peroxisomal membrane. The record is from RefSeq and is a predicted model, not a curated record. The coding region runs from base 13 to 1038 and encodes 341 amino acids. NCBI's taxonomy places the organism in Eukaryota, Metazoa, Arthropoda, Arachnida, Ixodida, Argasidae.
GUCGUGAACAAGAUGGCGGAUAGUAUUGCGCGAUAUCUGGAGUUCGUAAAAGCAAAUCCCACAUUAGCAAGUGAACUAGAGGCUGUCUUGCGAUGGGUAUCUUAUUUUACGGCUGGUCGCUUUGGUAAGUCAGCUGUGCUGUCGGAGCUCCUGUACUCCUCCUCGAGCCUGUUAACGUUGCUGAAUGACACAAUCCUCCGUCGAGCAGCGAAUGUCCCGGCCCAUCUUAAUGAAGUGGUGGACAGGCUACAGACCUGUUUAGCUGUUGUGGAAUACGUGGAAGUAUUCGGUGAAAUUGCUGCCUUGCACUUGAGUGGGCCAGGAACAAGAUGGGUCAUCAUUGUCAUCCUACAGAUCAUCAAGACAAUCAUUCGGCUAGCCCUGCUGCUGUAUCACCAGCAGGGAAUCCAGCGGUCACCACCGAUUCAACCAUUGAACCGACAUCAGGUCCUGCAGCCCAACUCCACAGGUGGAUCAGAUGCAUCGUCAACACAGGAUAGCACUUCAAUGGCUACAUAUUCUCUCAGACACAGUGGACGUGUAGUCAGGACAUUAGCUGCUGCCCCACCCGUAUCCAGGAGAAGCUGGAGGCUUCCCACCCCAUUGGGAGGUGACAGUUGCUCAUCGUCUCUGCAAGAUAAAUUACCAUCUACAAAACUGACUGGAGCAAUGCUUGCAGCUGAAGUGGUGCAUGUUUUGCGGCCGCUCACACAUCUAUCUGCUGUUGGGGUUCUUGGUGAACAGUCUUGGGCACCAUGGUUGGUAGCUGCUGCCAUGGACGUCGGCAGCCUUCAAGUUCUGAGCAACGGCAGAGCUUCACUGCACUAUCGUGAAAGAGUUGAAUUGAAUCGACGUCUGCUCCUUCUCGUGUUCUACCUUCUUCGGUCACCAUUCUAUGAUCGUUUCACCAAGGUUCGACUACUCAAGUUUCUUGGCACCUUGUCCACAAACAUUCCACUUGUCGGAUACCUGUUGCGUCCAUUGAUGGAAUACCUCCCUGAAUGGCAGAAAACUUACUUUCAUACUUGGGUAUUUUAAUAUAAGACUUGUCUGGUUGACAUCUAUAAACGGUGAUGAAACGAGGCUGCUUGAAGUCUUCACAGACUCGAUUUCUCUUGAUUCUUUUGAAUCAGCAAAACAGAUUAUAAAACUUUCUAUGAAUGCA